GUCCCAAGCCUGGAAUCUGUCAAGCCGCAUUCUGUCGCCCUCAGCGACCGAGAGGUGUGCCCUGGGGCCGGCUGUGUCCCCAGUUCUACCAGGAGGCCUAGCACUCACAGAAGCACUCAUUAGGAGCAGUUUUCCCACCGCCAAUUCAGAGGAUCUGCUAAGGCCAUGUCUGUUCCAUCAUCACUGAGCCAGACGGCCAUUAAUGCCAACAGCCACGGAGGCCCCGCCCUGAGCCUACCCCUACCCCUGCACGCUGCCCACAACCAGCUGCUCAACGCCAAGCUGCAGACCACGGCUGUGGGACCGAAAGACUUACGCAGCGCCAUGGGAGAGGGUGGUGGGCCUGAGCCGGGCCCUGCCAAUGCCAAGUGGCUGAAGGAGGGCCAGAAUCAGCUCCGGCGGGCUGCCACAGCCCACCGUGACCAGAACCGCAAUGUGACCUUGACCCUGGCAGAGGAGGCCAGCCAAGAGCCUGAGACAGCACCCUUGGGCCCCAAAGGCCUGAUGCACCUGUACUCUGAGUUGGAGCUCUCUGCCCACAACGCGGCCAACCGAGGGCUCCGAGGACCUGGCCUGAUCAUCAGCACCCAAGAUCAGGGGGCAGAUGAGGGAGAGGAGAAGGCGGCAGGGGAGGCCGAGGAGGAUGAUGAAGAAGAGGACGAGGAGGAGGAGGACUUGUCUUCUCCCCCAGGGCUACCUGAGCCCCUGGAGAGUGUGGAGGUGCCCCCUGGACCCCAAGCACUUGCAGAUGGCCCCCGAGAGCACAGCAAGAGUGCUAGCCUCCUGUUUGGCAUGAGGAACAGUGCAGCCAGUGACGAGGACUCAAGCUGGGCUACCUUAUCCCAGGGCAGCCCCUCCUAUGGUUCCCCGGAGGACACAGAUUCCUUCUGGAACCCCAACGCCUUCGAGACGGAUUCCGACCUGCCGGCUGGAUGGAUGAGGGUUCAGGACACCUCAGGGACCUAUUACUGGCACAUUCCGACGGGGACCACCCAGUGGGAGCCCCCAGGCCGGGCCUCCCCCUCACAGGGGAGCAGUCCCCGCGAGGAGUCCCAGCUCACCUGGACAGGCUUUUCCCAUGGAGAAGGCUUUGAGGAUGGAGAAUUCUGGAAGGAUGAACCCAGUGAAGAGGCCCCGAUGGAUUUGGGACUGAAGGACCCUGAGGAGGGGACAUUGCCCUUCCCAGCUCAGAGCCUCAGCCCGGAGCCAUUGCCCCAAGAGGAGGAGAAGCUGCCCCAAAGGAACGCCAACCCAGGGAUCAAGUGUUUCGCUGUACGCUCCCUAGGCUGGGUGGAGAUGACUGAAGAGGAGCUGGCCCCUGGACGCAGCAGCGUGGCUGUUAACAAUUGCAUUCGUCAGCUCUGCUACCACAAAAAUGAUCUGCACGACCCCAUGUCUGGGGGCUGGGGAGAGGGAAAGGAUCUGCUGCUACAGCUGGAGGAUGAGACGUUAAAGCUGGUGGAGCCACAGAGUCAGGCCCUGCUGCACACCCAGCCCAUCGUCAGCAUUCGUGUGUGGGGCGUCGGGCGGGACAGUGGAAGGGACUUUGCCUACGUAGCCCGUGAUAAGCUGACCCAGAUGCUCAAGUGCCACGUGUUUCGCUGUGAGGCACCGGCCAAGAACAUCGCCACCAGCCUGCAUGAGAUCUGCUCUAAGAUCAUGGCUGAACGGCGUAAUGCCCGCUGCUUGGUAAAUGGACUCUCCCUGGAUCACUCUAAACUUGUGGAUGUCCCUUUCCAAGUGGAAUUCCCAGCGCCUAAGAAUGAGUUGGUGCAAAAGUUCCAAGUCUAUUACCUGGGGAAUGUGCCUGUUGCUAAACCUGUUGCAAGGAACUAUGGAAGAGUUUUCAGGAGAGCACUUGGCAUAAUGAGAUUUGAAUAUUGUAAAGCUCACUUUGGCUGUACCAUGGAGAAAGGUAAUCAGUGGGUGGAGGUAGAUGAAGAACUCAGGAAGAUCUUGAGGUAGUGGUGGCCAGUAUGAAGAAUAUCUUGGACUCUGGUGGAGCUGAAGGGGAGUAUGUAGACUCAAGAGAUAUUUAGACAGGAGUGUGUAGAUUCAGGAAAUAUUUAGACAAUUAAAGUCAACAGACCUUAGUGAUUGAUUGAAUGUGUGGUGAAGACGGAGGCAUUGAGGAUAACCCCUGUCUUCCUGGCUUUUGGAACUGAGUGGACAGUGGGGCCAUUCUGUAAAGGUAGCAGGCACUGGAAGAGGCCAGUUUGAGGCGCCUUGGGGAAGCCGAGUGGCAAAUUCAAGUAGGCAGCUGGAUUCACAGAGGAGAAGCCUGGGCUGGAGAUACAGAUGUGGGCAUCAGUGGAUUAUAGAGAUAAUCAAGGCCAUGAAUGUGGAGAAGAUUGACCCUGGAAAGUAGGUGGCCUGCAGUGAGAAGGGAGGUGGGUUAGACCUUAGCCUUGAGGCCUUCCAACAUUUAACGGGUGGUGGAGGAAGAUGAAACUGCAAGGAUAGUGAGAACAGAAGGAGAGGCCAGAGGGAAAAAAGAGACUAUUUCAAGAAGUGGUCGGGUAUCUGUCAAAACACACUUAGGAAGAACUCAACAAUGUUUGGUGAAUGGAUAAACAAACAAAUGAAAGAAUGAAUGAGAUGACAUAGCCAGGAGGUGCUAGACCUAGGACUCAGACCCUCAUCACCUUCAGUUUUCUGCUCUUCCCCUCAACCAUGCUGACUUUAAUGACCAGCAUCUUACAUUAAAUGAGGGAAUCCUACGUAGAAAGGGUGGGGAUUGACCUGGGGUUCAAAGGAAGGCCCAGAUUCGCAGAGGAGUGGGUAUUCCCAUUGGAUUCAAAGUCACUGCUACAGAUGUGGACCUGAAGGUGAGAAAAGUAUGCUGAGGGAAUAGGAAGGAGGCUUGGCUGACCCCUACACCUUUGCUCUCAUUUCCUCCACCCUCCUUACCUCAGCUUCUAAGCCCUUGUAGCCUCUUCCUGUUAUUACCCCUAUUUCUUUAUCCAUCUGCCACUUACUGGUUCUUUCUACACUAAAUCGUCUGUCUUAAACCCUUGACUGCCCCUCUGUUGCCCAUCAGCUUGAUGGGUCUGCUCUGUUGAAGCCAGAGCUUUCACACCAGUAGGCUCUAAGCUCACUUCUUGUUUCAUCUUAUGCUCCCUUUUUAACCUCCAGGAGUUUACAUUGGCCCCCGCAGAAGCUGCGAUGUUCAUUUGUUAAUCAUUCAGUCAACAAAUGACUGCUGACUGCCUGGUUUGUGCCAGGCAUUAUUCUAGGUUCUUGGCAUACACUAAUGAACAAAAGUGACAAAGAUUCCAGCCUUCAAGUAGCUGCCAUUCUAGCCAGGAGAGACAGACAAUAAAAUAAGUAAAUGAUAUAGUAUGUUGGAAGGCAACAUAGAUAUGAAAAAAAAAACAAAAAACAAAAAAACCCAUCAGGAUAGGGAACAUUGGGAGUGCAACUCAGGCUUUUUCCAGGCCAUAGUUGUUCCACUGCUUUCCCCACCUCCAUGCUGAUCCUCCUCAUACCCUGAGGCCAGGCCCCGGCCCCACAGCCCCAUCUGCUACUUAAGCAGUUUGACUUUGAGGUCUCAUGCACACUCAUGAUCUUUGAGACUUUCUAUUGACUGGCGUCAGUGUCAUAAAUAUCACAGUCUUCUGCAAUCUAACCCAGCUCACCCACUCCUGCCUGAAUUAUUACCUUUCUGUGGACUCCUGGGUUAGUUAGUUAUACCAGUUUGGGUGCAUUAGCAUGUGUUGCCUACAGGUUAUUUGCUCAUGCAUUUGGAAAUCCUUCAGUAGAUGAGCCUUAUGCUAGGAUUGGUGACACAGAGAUGACUUAAACUUGGUUUCUGUCCUUGAGAUGGCCAGCCCAGUGUGGAAGAGAUUUUCCGUCAGUUACAAGAUGUUGUGCUGAGUUGUCCCAGCAAUGCCCUCUCUUUGCCCUGCAGCAGGGAAGGCUUCCCAGGUGGAGGCUGAGUGAACCCUGAAGGGUGAGAAUUGGGAGUUGCAAAGACAGUCAAAGAGGGGAGGGCACGCCAGACAGAGGCUUUUCCAUCAGUGACAGUCUGUGUCCCUCGAGGGCAUCCUCUUCUCUCACUUUGUAUUCCACACCUGUCUCGUGGGGCAUUUGCCAAGAUGACAUGUUAAUAAAUGCUACAUCAGUCAUUUGAAACUCAGGGAGCAGUAAAAUAUGAUGCUUGACAGCUCAGAUGAGGCCAGUUUUUGGAGGACUUGCAUGCUUGGGAAUUUGGCCUUGAUCCAGCCAGAGGUAAGAUGACCAAGGCCAAGAGAGAGGACUUUCGAGGAAGACAUAUAUCCUACACUUUGUCCUCUGCCCACAAAAGGUCCAUAUGGUCUGCUUCUAUUAGGAACCCACAGGCACUGAAAGGGGCAAGAGGGCCUGGGAGGGACCACAGAGGUGUGUGCUUUUGCAUUGGCAUUGUUCACGCUAACAUCUUCACUGCAAGGGUGAAGACACCAAGAUUCCACAGCUAGCUCCUGACUGUACAGGAACGAGAACCCAUGCCUCCACCUUGCCACAUGCAUGGGUUCUCCACUAAGUGCAAGCAGAAGUGGGACGCAAGAGUGGAGGGAACCCAUUGUGUUACAAGGGAAAGUUGAUUAAUCUAAAAUCCAGGAAUAUGGGGUUCCUUGGCCUUUGAGUGCAUUAUAGAAAUCAUCAAGUGUAACUAAGAGUUUAAGAGCCCUUCCAGUUCUGGAAAUUAGCAAUAUAGAGAAGAGUCAGGGGAAAGGCCUGGCUAAGAACUCAGGCUCUGGAAGCAAACUGCCUGUGUUCAGAUCCCCAUUCCUCCAUGUGACCUAAGGUUUAUUACUUGACUUCUAUAAACUUCCUUAUCUAUAACAUGAUGAUAAAAGGAUCUGUUAUGAGAUUGUUGUAAGGCACUUAAUGAAUUAACACAGAGUGACAGAAGAAUAAACAUUUCCCCAAUUGAGUAUCUUCAAAAAACAAAGGUAGGGUUUUGGGUGAGGACUGGCCUGAGGGCUGAUUUGGGAGUCAUUAUUGUGUGAAGCCGUGGAAGGCCUGAAUGUGGAUGAUCAUUGAAAGUAAGAAAUGGGGAGAUCAGAGCUUUGGGGGUCAAUCAGUUUAGGGGGCUGGAGGAAGAGGCAGAGUUAGUGAAGAAAAUCAAACCUAGGAUUCAAGAUGGAAGAAACUAGAAAAGUGCCAAGUCACUGAGGCCAAGGAGGAAAGCACCAGUGAAGGGAUACCUGUGCAGCACCGUUGGGGGCUAUAGGCUGGUGAGGUGGGGGUAGAGGGAAGGCCCUGGGCUUGACUGAGCAGAGCUGGAAAGGCUAGGGUAGAGCCAUGUUUGUGUCCAUAUC
Molecule: messenger RNA, 5303 nt
Organism: Pteropus alecto (black flying fox)
Lineage: Eukaryota; Metazoa; Chordata; Mammalia; Chiroptera; Pteropodidae
Gene: APBB1
Product: amyloid beta precursor protein binding family B member 1
Exons: 12
Coding region: 166-1965 (599 amino acids)
Biological process (GO): regulation of DNA-templated transcription
Cellular component (GO): nucleus; cytoplasm
Molecular function (GO): transcription factor binding; amyloid-beta binding
Source: RefSeq, a predicted model, not a curated record